CAAUCUUAUUGCAACUCUGCAUCGUCAUUGGACCUGGUUUAACUAGGUGUUUAGUGGGUGUUCCAGCACACUGCACGAGAACACCACAAUAAGUAUAAACAUCAAAUUCCUGAGUGCACACAUUGAAGACCAUGACUAAGACAGCAAGAUCUAAAUCGAAACUUCUAGAUUGCAAUCUUUGUUCUAUUUCUACAAAGCCCUCAAGCAAUUAAUUGCACAUACAGAAAAGUAAUAAGUCCUUAUUUCUUUUUUUCCUAAUAUCCAAAAAGGUCUGUGUGAACCUUCUUUUAGCAGGUCAAACAAAGUCCAGAAGUUAGUCCUGAGUAAAGAUAAACAGCAGCUCCAAGGGACAAAUAGAGGCGGGCCGGAUGGUAACUGUAUACUUGUGACUGAUUGGACAAGAUAAGUCUUUUAAACUUGGAUUGUGUUGAAAAGCCUUUUAGUAAAUAUUAGCCGAUGAACAAAGACACAUCUUUGCUGCCACUGAUUUGAAAAAGUCAUGAGCGGAUGUCCAUACUUUGAGAAGAAGCAUUUGUUAUUCAAAAACAAACCUCCUAAAACUGAAGAGGAUGACGACGCCUCUCAGGCAGGGGUCAACAAAGCCACUAAAGGAGGGAUUGUCUAUGGAGACUACCUACAGCUCAAAAAAAUACUCUCAGCUCAGGUUCUGCAAAGUGAACUAAAGGCCAAUAAGAUCCACGAUGAGCACCUCUUCAUUGUCACUCAUCAAGCCUAUGAACUGUGGUUCAAACAGAUUUUGUAUGAACUGGAUUCUGUGCGAGAGAUCUUCAUCAGUGGACAUGUCCGGGAUGAACGUAAUAUGCUCAAAGUCAACACGCGCAUCCACAGGAUUGUGAUGAUCUUCAGACUGUUGGUUGACCAGUUUGCAGUUUUGGAAACAAUGACAGCCUUGGACUUUUUUGACUUUAGGGAAUACCUGUCUCCAGCCUCUGGCUUCCAGAGCCUCCAGUUUCGGCUCUUGGAGAACAAAAUUGGGGUCCCAGACAACCUGCGGGUUCCGUACAACAGACGCCAUUACAGAGACAACUUUAAAGGUCAUGACAGUGAAAUGCUGCUCACCACUGAACAGGAGCCAACACUUUUAAAAUUAGUCGAGGAGUGGCUGGAGAGAACUCCUGGCUUGGAGGUGGAUGGCUUCAAUUUCUGGCAAAGGCUGGAAAUCAAUAUAUUUGAUGGGUUAAAUCAGGAGAAGGAGAAAAUUGAGAAAAUGCCCGAUUCUGAGGAGAAAGAGGAACUGAUGGCAGAGCUGGUCAAACAGAGAGAGCUUUUCACAUCUCUGUUUGAUGAAAAGCGCCACGAUCACCUUGUCAGCAAGGGUGAGAGGAGACUCUCUUACAAGGCUCUACAAGGUGCUCUGAUGAUCUACUUCUACAGGGAGGAGCCAAGGUUCCAGGUUCCCUUCCAGCUGCUCACAUCCCUCAUGGAUAUCGACACCCUCAUGACAAAAUGGAGAUACAAUCAUGUGUGCAUGGUACAUCGGAUGAUUGGCAGCAAAGCUGGCACAGGGGGUUCAUCUGGCUAUCACUACCUUAGAUCAACUGUCAGUGACCGCUACAAAGUUUUUGUGGAUCUUUUCAACCUGGCAACAUUCCUGGUGCCUCGCCACUGGGUACCCAAGCUGAAUCCCAACGUUCAUACUUUUCUCUACACGGCUGAGUGCUGCGACAGCUCCUACUGCAGCAGUGACGACUCAGAUUAGAGUGCAUCUGGCUCGUCUGCCCACUUAAACAGAUCUCCCAGCGGUGGAUUAUUUACACAUUUCAAUUAGAGGUGAACAGCAGGUCAAAGAAACACAUUUUGUUGAUGUCUGUGAACUAUAAUCUAUGACGUCUCGUCGGUGUAUCUUUCAAGAACCCACACACUGGAAUAGAGUGUAUGUGUUUUCCUGAAUGGAGGCAGUUCAAAAUAUAGUCAACAAUAACAUAGGAUUAAGCAGAAUUUCAAAUCUAGAUGAAAUUUUUGGGAGGAUGUGGCAUUUUAAAUCAGUUGGAUGUUGGACUGAAGAAUAAUAGAGGGGUUAGUCUGAAGUGUAAAACACUGAAUAUUGCUGAUGGCUUUGCAUUUAUUUACAUGGCAUGACGCGUAAAUGCACAAUACGUUUGUACAUUUUAAUGUUAACAAGCAAGACAAAAGCAAACGCUAAAUAAAUUAUGCUGCAGGCUUAUAAUGUCAUAUCUGACAGAUAAUAAAUCAAAUAUUUAAAUAGACAAAUUAAGACUAUUUUACUUUAAUCUUGACUGUGAGCCACACAGUACCGCAGAUGGCUCCUUGAUAAAAAGCUGCUCAGAUGUUUCCUCAAUAAAAUUAUGUAAAUUGACUGAGAUUGACCUGAAAGCAAACAGAUCAGUGAGAGCAGUGAUCAAACUGUGAGUGCAAGGACAACGCUGGUGGCGAUGAUGGGUUUUUACAAAAAUGGAUCAUCUUUCAUCUCAGCACAGGGAUGGUGUCAUAGAGGGAGUCAUUUCAGACUACUCAGAUGUGUCUUGGGUGCAUAAAGGUGUACGGCAAAUGAUAAUGAACCGCAACCACAGCGACGUCAGAGUCAAACAGAACCAUUUGCACAGCAUAAAAUAUGAACCAGAAAAUUGUACAUAAUGUUAUGUUGUUUUGGUAAAGUUUUUAAAUUAAUUUUGUCAUGUAUUUAUGCACGGAUUAAUGUCAUAUCUUUAUAGCUAAAUUUAUGAGUCAUGUAACCCCUGUCAUAUACGUACGUAUUUAAUAAAGAUAUGUUUUAUACAGUGGAACAAUUCAGAUUAUUGUACUUUUGCAGUGAUGUGUUUUAUUGUUCUAUUAAAAUUCAACACUUGCCAGCA
Archocentrus centrarchus (flier cichlid) is the source of this 2834-nucleotide messenger RNA. RefSeq names its product tryptophan 2,3-dioxygenase a (gene tdo2a). The transcript is spliced from 12 exons. Lineage: Eukaryota; Metazoa; Chordata; Actinopteri; Cichliformes; Cichlidae. The coding region runs from base 500 to 1720 and encodes 406 amino acids. Gene Ontology annotation, molecular function: heme binding; L-tryptophan 2,3-dioxygenase activity; metal ion binding. The record is from RefSeq and is a predicted model, not a curated record.